UUCAUUUCCACACAAAAACAAAGCUAUAGAGCUCGCAAUGGCUUCCACCACCAUAAAAUUUGCGCUUUUCUCUACGCUGACAAUCUUCUCUUUACAAACCGUAGUUUCUGUUACUCCAUUACCUUUUCAACACCCUCUUGACCCUUUAACCAAAGAAGAGUAUUUGAUUGUCCAAAAAAUAGUCCUACACAAAUAUCCUAAAGUAGCUUUCCACUAUAUUGGCCUAGAUGAUCCUGAAAAAGAUGUUAUUCUCAAAUGGGAAUCUUUCAAACCAAAUGUUAUAACAGUCCCUCGUAAAGCCUUUGUGAUUGCUAUCAUUAAUAGCAAAAGCCAUGAGAUAUUAAUUGAUUUAAGGUUGAAGAACAUUGUCUAUGACACAAUUUACACUGGAAAUGGUUUUCCAACACUUUCUGUUGAUGAACAAAGUGUUGCAAUAGAGCUUCCAUUUAAAUAUUCUCCUUUUAUUGCUUCAGUGAAAAAGAGAGGCUUAAAUAUCUCUGAGGUAGUUUGUUCUACUUUCAGUGUAGGGUGGUUUGGAGAAGAGAAAAGUAAUAGAACUGCAAGAUUAGAUUGUUUCAUGAAAGAAAGCACUGUGAACAUUUAUGUGAGGCCUAUUAGUGGAAUUGCAAUUGUUGUUGAUCUUGAACUUAUGAAGAUUGUUGAGUAUCAUGACAGAAAUAUUGAAACAGUUCCUACUAGUGACAACACUGAAUAUCAACUUUCAAAACAGAGCCCACCAUUUGGACCAAAACAACAUAGUCUUGCUAGUCAUCAACCUCAAGGUCCUGGCUUCCAAAUCAAUGGCUAUAGAUAGUGUUAGGUAAUUUGGGCCAAUUGGAAGUUUCAUAUAGGAUUUGAUGUGAGAGCUGGAGUUAUAAUAUCAUUGGCUUCAACAUACGAUUUAGAGAAGAACAAAUUUCGAAGAGUAUUGUAUAAAGGCUAUAUUUCUGAACUUUUCGUACCUUACCAAGAUCCAUCAGAUGAGUUUUACUAUAAAACUUUUUUUGAUGCUGGCGAGUUUGGAUUUGGUUUGUCGACGGUGUCUUUGAUCCCUAAUCGCGAUUGUCCACCAAAUGCUCAGUUCAUUGAUACAUACAUUCACUCAGCUGAUGGUACACCAAUCCCCUUAAAGAAUGUUGUUUGUGUUUUUGAACAAUAUAACAGUAUCAUGUGGCGUCACACUGAAACUGGCAUUCCUAAUGAAUUCAUCGAAGAAUCUAGAACCGAAGUAAACCUGAUAGUGAGAAGUGUAGUUACCGUGGGCAACUAUGACAAUGUUAUAGAUUGGGAAUUCAAAGCAAGUGGUUCCAUCAAACCAGCAAUUGCACUAUCGGGUAUACUUGAAGUUAAGGGAACAAAUAUUAAGCACAAAGAUGAGACUAAAGAAGAUCUACAUGGUACCUUGGUCUCAGAAAAUACCAUUGGAAUCUACCAUGAUCAUUUCUACAUUUACUAUCUUGACCUUGAUAUUGAUGGUACACACAACUCAUUUGAAAAAACCAGUUUGAAGACAGUAAGAAUCAGUGAUGGAAGUUCAAAGAGAAAAAGUUAUUGGACCACUGAGACACAAAUUGCUAAGACUGAAUCAGAUGCAAAAAUCAGUAUUGGGCUUGCCCCAGGUGAACUUGCAAUUGUGAAUCCAAACAAAAAAACAGCAAUUGGAAAUGAAGUUGGAUACCGUUUAAUUCCAGCAAUUCCAGCUCAUCCUCUUUUAGUUGAAGAUGAUUAUCCACAAAUACGUGGUGCUUUUACAAAUUAUAACGUUUGGGUUACACCUUAUAAUAGAAUUGAGAAAUGGGCUGGUGGACUUUUUGUAGAUCAAAGCCAUGGAGAUGACACUUUAGCUAUUUGGACCAAAAAGAAUAGAGACAUUGUGAACAAGGACAUUGUAUUGUGGCAUGUAGUUGGAAUUCAUCAUGUUCCAGCACAAGAAGAUUUCCCCAUAAUGCCCUUAUUAAGCACUGCAUUUGAGUUGAGGCCAACUAAUUUCUUUGAUAGGAAUCCUGUUCUUAAAACACUUUCUCCAAGAGAUGUUGUAGCUUGCCCCAAGUAAAUCAACUAGCCUAGUUGUUGAUCAUUGCAUUAGUGUGUGUGUGUGUUGCAGUUGUUAAACAGAGUGAUCGAAGAUUUGAAGUUGUUUGCUUAUUGUAUGUGGGAGAUUAAUUAUGACAUAUAUGAUAUAAACGAGAAUAAUUACUA
Molecule: messenger RNA, 2199 nt
Organism: Trifolium pratense (red clover)
Lineage: Eukaryota; Viridiplantae; Streptophyta; Magnoliopsida; Fabales; Fabaceae
Product: primary amine oxidase-like
Exons: 5
Biological process (GO): amine metabolic process
Molecular function (GO): copper ion binding; quinone binding; primary methylamine oxidase activity
Source: RefSeq, a predicted model, not a curated record